This is a messenger RNA of Corylus avellana, 2289 nucleotides long. RefSeq names its product importin subunit alpha-1. Gene Ontology annotation, molecular function: protein binding; nuclear import signal receptor activity. Lineage: Eukaryota; Viridiplantae; Streptophyta; Magnoliopsida; Fagales; Betulaceae. Gene Ontology annotation, cellular component: cytoplasm. Gene Ontology annotation, biological process: protein import into nucleus. The record is from RefSeq and is a predicted model, not a curated record.
UCUCUUUCAUGCUCCAAACUCUCAAGCCAACCGCACCACACCACACCACUCUCUUCAAAACCCCCCAUUUCUCCAGGGUUCGAUUAAUCUCAUUCUACUUAAUUAUUUUCGUGUGAAAGCAAAGCGAUGUCGUUGAGGCCGAACGCGAGGACCGAGGUUCGCCGGAACCGGUACAAGGUGGCGGUGGACGCGGAGGAGGGACGGCGGCGGAGGGAGGACACGAUGGUGGAGAUCCGUAGGAACCGCCGGGAGGAGAGCCUCCUCAAGAAGCGCCGCGAGGGCCUCCAGUCCCAGCCCCUCUCUUCCUCUUUCCACUCCUCCGCUGUCGAGAAGAAGUUAGAGCACCUGCCAUCCAUGGUUGCAGGAGUUUGGAGUGAUGAUAGUAAUUUGCAGCUUGAGGCAACUACUCAGUUCAGGAAGUUGCUUUCAAUUGAGCGCAGCCCUCCGAUUGAGGAAGUGAUACAGUCAGGUGUUGUUCCUCGCUUUGUUGAGUUUCUCGUGAGGGAGGACUUCCCACAGCUUCAGUUUGAGGCUGCUUGGGCUCUGACUAACAUUGCUUCUGGGACAUCUGAGAACACUAAGGUGGUAAUCGAUCAUGGGGCUGUCCCAAUAUUUGUCAAGCUUCUUGGUUCUCCUAGUGAUGAUGUCCGCGAGCAGGCUGUGUGGGCAUUGGGAAAUGUGGCUGGUGAUUCUCCUAGAUGCCGUGAUCUUGUCCUUGGACAUGGGGCUUUGCUUCCUUUGCUGGCACAGUUAAAUGAGCAUGCCAAGCUCUCUAUGCUUAGAAAUGCUACGUGGACAUUGUCAAAUUUUUGCCGAGGAAAGCCACAGCCUCCUUUUGAUCAGGUUAAGCCAGCACUUCCAGCUCUUGCUCGCCUUAUUCAUUCAAACGAUGAAGAAGUCUUGACUGAUGCUUGUUGGGCACUCUCAUAUCUUUCUGAUGGUACAAAUGACAAAAUCCAAGCUGUUAUUGAAGCAGGUGUAUGUUCUCGGCUGGUUGAGCUUUUACUUCACCCAUCUCCUUCAGUGCUCAUUCCUGCUCUUCGUACAGUUGGAAAUAUUGUUACCGGAGAUGAUAUGCAGACUCAGGUUAUUAUCAACCAUAAUGCUCUUCCUUGCCUGUUGAACCUGUUGAACAACAAUUAUAAAAAAAGCAUCAAGAAGGAAGCUUGCUGGACUAUUUCCAAUAUCACUGCUGGUAACAAGGAGCAGAUUCAGGCUGUUAUUGAGGCUAAUAUUAUUGCCCCCCUUGUUCAUCUGCUCCAAAAUGCUGAGUUUGAUAUCAAGAAAGAGGCUGCAUGGGCAAUCUCAAAUGCCACAUCGGGUGGUUCUCAUGAACAAAUCAAGUAUUUAGUAGAUCAGGGGUGCAUCAAGCCCCUGUGUGAUCUUCUCAUCUGCCCUGAUCCCAGGAUUGUCACGGUUUGUUUAGAAGGGCUUGAAAACAUAUUGAAGGUAGGGGAAGCUGAGAAGAAUUUGGGAGCUACUGGAGAUGUAAAUCUUUAUGCUCAAAUGAUAGAUGAUGCUGAGGGGCUAGAGAAAAUUGAGAAUCUCCAGAGUCAUGACAACACGGAGAUUUAUGAGAAAGCUGUGAAGAUUCUUGAGACAUAUUGGCUGGAGGAAGAUGAUGAUACAAUGCCACCAGGUGAUGCUCCCCAGUCUGCAUUCAACUUUGGGGGGAGUGAGAUUCCUUCUGUUCCUUCUGGUGGAUUUAACUUCAACUGAAGCAGGAAUUGGUGGUGGGAGAAUAGUUGGGGUCAGGUCAGGUGUCUUGUCGUUUUUGGGUCCUCUUUGGUCCGUUAUCGGGCGCGAUUUUAUGGGGGUGCUGGACUGGCUGAGUGUUGGCAACGGCUGGAUUUAAGAGAAGGAUACUGGGAUUGAUUAUAUGACGAACUAGAAUCUAUUGCUGCAACAAGGAAUGAGGAGGCACAGUUCUCUGUUUGGGGAAUGGUUAUCCCCCGGUGACUGGGCUCUCCUAUAAAAGGUUGAUGUUGAGUCGCAUAAUUUGUUUCUAUUGUCGUAAUUGGCAUAGAAGUGGAGUCUGUCUGUUGCCAGGUGAUUUUUGCACUCCCAAACUCUCUCAAUAGACACUUGUAGCUAUGAGGGAUACUGGAAUUUUCUGUUCCUUACCAUUGUAAUGUUGUGAUUUUUUUCGUUCCUUGAGUCAAAAUUGUAUUGCGUAGGGUAUACCAUUUUGCUGGUUUGAUAUGAAAAGUUGUCUAAAUGGCAUUGAAGGAAAAAGAGUUUCUAGUAUUAUUGAUAAUAUAUAACAGGCUCCAAGACGCCGUUUUCUUU